AUGGCCCGCGCCGGGUGGGAGGUUGCUCGCGAGCUGCAAGAAAGCAUCCGGAAGGUUCUCAACCGCCCUGCCGUCCAUCUCUUGGUGAGGGUGAAGCUCGAAACCAAACCCAAGAAAAAUGAAGACCGGGUGCUGGUUCUUACCACCUGGCGCAUUUAUCUGUUUGGAAUUAAGAUGCCUGCCAAGCCCGAAAGCUCGUUCAACGUCUUGGAGAUCCGAGCAUUAAACCCAUUGAAUCACAACCAGAUCUUGGUGGAAACGGAGAAAGCCAACUAUAACCUGAAAUUUCCAACUCCAGAAAGCGCCGGACAGAUGACCAGACAUGUCAACUCUGCUUUAGCCAAAAUUUUCCCGAACCCAGCUUCCGUCUGCCUGAUCCGUCAUGGGAACGUGGAAACGCCGGAGACCUCCCGGGACGUCUCCCCCAAUUCAGAAAGUUCGAAUUCCACCAUUCACAGCAUUUGCGGAGGUUUCUCAGAAACGUAUGCAGCCCUUUGCGAUUACAAUGGACAGUCUUGCCGGGAAGAAGUUCAGUGGGAUGUGGAUACGAUUUAUCAUUCCGAAGACAACCGCGAGUUCAACCUCUUGGAUUUCUCUCACUUGGAAAGCCGAGACCUCGCUUUGAUUGUGGCAGCUUUGGCUUACAACCAGUGGUUUACCAAACUUUACUGCAAGGAUUUGCGGCUGGGCUCCGAGGUAGCUGAGCAGAUUUUGCACACGGUGAGCAAGUCCCAUCACCUGGAGGAACUGGUACUGGACAACGCAGGGUUAAAAACGGAUUUUGCCAUAAAACUCGCCAACGUUUUGCCGGAAAACCCCAACACCGCCCUCCACGUCCUGACGCUCUCGCACAACCCGCUGGAGGACAAAGGCCUGGGUGCCCUGAGUCAGCAGCUCCUGUGUUUUCCCAAAGGCCUUAGCAAACUCUGCCUUUCCAAGACCGGCAUCACUGCUAAAGGACUCGCCGUUUUGUGCCAGACUUUCAGUGCCAACCCAGCCUUCACCAGUUCUCUCCGCCAUCUUGACUUAAGCAAAAAUCCGGGCCUUCUGGGCACGGACGAGGCGAACAGUUUCUACUCAUUCCUGGCACAGCCUAAUGCACUAAUUCACCUGGACGUAUCUUCCACGGAUUGUGCGGUAGACGCCCUUUUUAGUGCGCUGCUGCACGGCUGCUGCCCUCGUCUCUGCUACCUCAAUCUUUCGCGAAACACCUUUCCCCACCGGAAAGGAAAAGAAUUCCCACCCUCUCUGAAGCAGUUUUUCUGCAGUGCCUACUCACUCAACUGUGUGAACCUGUCCGGCAUCAGGGUCCCCGUAGAAGCUUUGCGGUCUCUCAUGCAAGGUUUGUCUGCAAACACCCACCUCAGUGACCUGCACCUGGAUUUGAGCGGCUGCGAGCUCCGUUCUCCGGGAGCUCAGAUCCUUCAAGAACAGAUGCCCGGGAUAAACGCCUUGAGCGGUCUCGAUAUUUCGGAUAACGGCUUCGACGCAGAUUUGAUCACUUUGCUUCCGGCGUUGAGUAAGAACAAAUCUUUGAAACAUCUCUGGCUAGGGAAAAAUUUCAACGUCAAAUCCAGAACCCUGGAAGAAAUUCUCCAGAAGUUAGUGCAAUUUAUCCAAGAAGAAGAGUGUUCCUUACAGUCCUUCUCGGUGGCCGAUUCCCGGUUGAAAACCCGUUGUAGCAUCCUGAUCAACGCUCUGGGGAGUAACACUUGCUUGACCAAAGUGGACCUGAGCGGGAACAACAUGGAAGAUCUCGGCGCCAAGAUGUUGUCCAAGGCUCUGCAGAUCAACAGCACGCUCAGGAGCAUUUCCUGGGACAGGAAUGGGACCACCGCCCAAGGUUUCCAGGACAUCGCCCGGGCCUUGGAGAACAACUACACACUCAAGUUUAUGGCUUUGCCGAUGAGCGACAUCACCGCGGCGUACCGCAAUGCCCCCGACCGGACGGACGAGGUUUGGCAAAAGAUCCAGUGGUGUCUCCUGAGGAACAACCACUCUUCCAAGAUCUCCCAGGACCAAGCUUUCCGCCUCCACCAAGGAAUCGUCACCCAUAGCGCCGAGCAAAUGAUGAGCCGGCUUUGUGUGCGAGUUCAGGAGGAACUACGGGUCUUGAGAACGUGCUCGGCUGAUUCUGUCCAGGAGGAAGUCUUGUAUGCCCGGAAGUUGAUGAAAGAAGCCAAGAAUUCAAGAGCGCUCUUUCCCAGCCUGUAUGAACUUGGGCACCUGUUGGCCAGCGAUGGGCCCGUGCGCCACCGCCUGGAGUCCAUGGCCAACGAAGUGGCGAAAGCCGUCGACAAGGAACUUCAGAUGAUCUUGGAAUCCAUGGUGGCUCUAACCCAGGAGUUGUGUCCGCACGCCGUCCAGGCUGCUGAAGAUCAUCACAAGAUGUUGGCAGCUGUUUCGGAGCAUAUUACCGUGCCCCGAAACUUUAUCCGAGCCGCUUUGCUGGAACAGGCUGGUCAGGAUAUUCAGAACAAGCUCAACGAGGUGAAACUCUCAGUCGUGACGUAUCUCACCAACACCAUCGUGGAGGAGCUACUGGAAGAGUUGUAUUACGCUCACAAGAACCUGGCCCAGCACAUUACCCAUCUCCACCGGCUUUCGGAGAGUCAGGACAACCUCAUCCUUCCCGAACAUCUGGGGAAACCUCAACUCCAGGCCCCGAAAGAUUUCACCGAUCACGAACUCGAUUCCAACAUCGACACCAUGGCUAUCAAAAGACAGAAGAACUGCCGCAGGAUCCGGCCCGCUUCUGCCUUUAUUAGUGGAUCGGAGCAAGACAGCGACCUGACAGCCGCUAAUAUGAACUCCCCACUGGGGUGGAUCUCUCUGGUCGGCAACGCACCGUAUUCCUAUUCGCACAGCGCCUCCUUCGACGGGCUUUUCGAGCUGCCCACAGAAGGGAGUCGGCUUGAACACCAGACGUGCGGCAGACCCCGGCCACCUCGCUCGACCCGGUUCCGCUCCGGCAACCGAAUUUUCCGUUCCUUGGAAUCCAGAGAACAGGAGAACGGGUUGGGGCCCAGACUGGAUGAGGGUCUCGAAGAAUUUUUUAACCGGAGAGUUCUGAGCAACACCAUCAGCUAUCCACGGAUCUCGGAGAGCUGCGCCGUACGGCCGGGCCUGUCCGAUUCCCUCCCACCGCUUCAGAGGAAGAGGAAAAAGGGUCUCUUCCAUUUUCGCCGAUAUCGCAGCAUCAAGGGAGAGCGAGACCCCGAUGACUUGCCCCCCAAUCCUCCCCCGCCUCCCCUGGGCGGCGAGGAAGCGAAAUCCCUGAUGUACUCGGUCGCCCACGAGAAAGAAUGGAAAUUGGAUCAGGACAUCACAGGGGGAUCCAUGCCCCUUCCAGGAAUGGCAGUCGUAGGAGCGCCUGGUAGCGGGGUGAGAGGCCUCCCGGGCCAUUCCAAACAGAUUUCCACUCCUGAUUCAGAGAGGGCACCGACAGACGCCCGGAGGACCGAGUUGCUACAGCCGUCACGCGUCCAAGGAGUACCGCUGCCGGGAAUGGAACGGGCUAAAGGUUGGAGUUUGGAUGCUAAACUGGAGAGCGUGGAAAUGGAGCAAAGGACGGGGAGCUUACGGGAGCAGCAAAGAAGACGAUCUUCGGACGACACAGGGCAAAGAGGAUGGAGGCCUCACCCUCCCCUGCAGAGCACCAAGCCAAGUUUUGCCACCAUUCGGCGGGCAGAAGCCAGCUGGGAUAUCGCUGAAGAGAGCUCCACCCGGGAAUGUGGGGGCAAAGACCCCUUGAGGGACCACCCCCUUGAAGAAAAGCAGACAGGGGCUGACGAGAGAGGCAUGAUGGGGGGUACACCAAAUUCCGAGAAGGACCGACUGACGACACCAACCAGUGCAAAGCAACAGCAAUUCAGGGAUUUCACUUCCACGCCACGUCCUCCAAAGCCGGUUGCCCUCCCCAGGGGCCGGAAGACCCCCAGCCAACCAGAGAGAAGUCGCAGCAACGAAGAAGGCAGCGCAGUCAUUCUAGAAGAUACCUGCACCUUCCCUCCCGUCGCUCAACCCCGACGUAGACCCAAGGAGCAGGAAAACGAAGGACUCUCUGAUGCUCCUCUUUCCAUUCCAGGGGAACCCGAGGUGGGGCGGAAGACGGCGCCUCUCAAACCAAAGAGAACACGGCGGGCACAGUCCUGCGACAAACUGGAGUCCGACCGGGGACGGAACCCGGGAUCUGGAGGUACCAGUGACUUCCCCCUGCCUGACCCACCUCCUCCUCCCCCUCUACUCGACCCGCCCAGCUGGAAAUCUCGCCCCGCUCUUCCUCCUCCUCCUUCUCAUCUCUUUCUAGCAGACCGGCACGGGGGAGGUGCCAGAACUGGGGCAGAGUGACGGAGAGACAUUGAGACGAAUCUCCGAAAACUUCCCACCAUCUGGCCGGAAGACCGAGGGGGAGGGGCAAACCAUGGGGAGGGUCUCCUCCAAGCUGCCCCCGCCCCACCCAAAAAAAGAGGUUGCCCUGCCUCCAAAAAGUUCCUAGUGGAAUUAUUUCAUUCGUUUCUUCCUCCAUUUGUGCCUCUUUCUUCUCUUGACUUUUUGGUCGAAAGCCCACUCCUCAUAUGCCUGUGGGGGUGGGGAUUCUCGUCCCAUCCCACUCCAGAUUUGUUUUUAACCAGGGUGGUGAGAAAAAACAACAACAAAGCCACAAAAUAUUCUCCCUUCCCACCUGUCCCAGUAAGGUGGGGGCGACAG
This is a messenger RNA of Ahaetulla prasina, 4710 nucleotides long. RefSeq names its product capping protein regulator and myosin 1 linker 3 (gene CARMIL3). Gene Ontology annotation, cellular component: lamellipodium; plasma membrane. Gene Ontology annotation, molecular function: protein binding. The record is from RefSeq and is a predicted model, not a curated record. Gene Ontology annotation, biological process: cell migration; regulation of Arp2/3 complex-mediated actin nucleation. NCBI's taxonomy places the organism in Eukaryota, Metazoa, Chordata, Lepidosauria, Squamata, Colubridae. Bases 1 to 4350 code for a protein of 1449 amino acids. The transcript has 41 exons.